CUCCAACGGAAAAAUGAUGCAACCUUUGAGAAGAAAAUUUCCAUUGUUCGAAACAGGAGUGACAAUGAAACAGAGGAAGAACAGUAAUCUCUCAAUCUUCGUCGUCGUCUUCUCUGUUUUCCUCUUCGGGAUCUUCAUGUACAAUGAAGACGUCAAAUCCAUCGCAGAGUUUCCUUUCUCCACCUCAAAACCUAACGACGUCCACGACGAGACGACACCGAUCACAGAGACUACAACACUACCGGUUCAAGAACCUAUCAAGAACUCAGACCCAAUUCAGGAAUCGGUUAAAAUCCCAGACUUAGAUCAAGAUUCAGUUAAAGACGCAGCAGAACCAGUUAAGGAGGAGGUAUCGAAAACAGAGGAAGUGAAAAAGAUUGAGCUUUUCGCUGCCACGGAGGAUGAAGAAGACGUGGAAUUGCCGCCGGAGGAGUGUGAUUUGUUCACCGGAGAAUGGGUUUUCGAUAACGAGACACAUCCGUUGUAUAAAGAGGAUCAGUGUGAGUUCUUGACGGCGCAAGUGACUUGCAUGAGAAAUGGAAGAAAAGAUUCUCUGUAUCAGAAUUGGAGAUGGCAACCAAGAGACUGUUCUUUACCAAAGUUCAAAGCGAAAUUGCUGUUGGAGAAGCUAAGGAACAAGAGAAUGAUGUUCGUUGGAGAUUCCCUAAACCGGAACCAAUGGGAAUCAAUGGUUUGUUUGGUUCAAUCAGUGGUUCCUCCCGGUCGAAAAAGCUUGAACAAAACCGGUUCUCUUUCCGUUUUCCGAGUUGAGGAUUAUAAUGCGACGGUGGAGUUUUAUUGGGCACCAUUUUUGGUGGAAUCAAAUUCAGAUGAUCCAAAUAUGCAUAGUAUACUUAACCGUAUAAUAAUGCCUGAGUCCAUUGAGAAGCAUGGAGUCAACUGGAAAGGCGUUGACUUUCUUGUUUUCAACACUUACAUUUGGUGGAUGAACACAUUCGCUAUGAAAGUCCUACGCGGAUCGUUCGAUAAAGGCGAUACCGAGUAUGAGGAGAUCGAACGGCCAGUAGCGUAUAGGAGAGUGAUGAGGACUUGGGGAGAUUGGGUUGAACGAAAUAUUGAUCCUCUACGUACCACUGUCUUCUUUGCUAGCAUGUCUCCUCUUCACAUCAAGAGCUUGGAUUGGGAGAAUCCAGAUGGGAUAAAGUGUGCAUUAGAGACGACACCAAUCCUAAACAUGUCAAUGCCAUUCAGCGUAGGAACAGACUACAGACUGUUUUCAGUAGCGGAAAACGUCACGCGUUCUCUUAAAGUUCCGGUUUACUUUCUCAACAUUACCAAACUCUCUGAAUACCGGAAAGAUGCUCACACUUCGGUUCACACAAUCCGACAAGGCAAAAUGCUGACGCCGGAGCAACAAGCCGAUCCCAACACUUACGCCGAUUGUAUCCAUUGGUGUCUUCCCGGUUUACCUGACACGUGGAAUGAGUUCCUCUACACACGUAUUAUUUCCCGUUCGUGACCUAAAACCUAAGGGAUAAAAAGAAAUUGAAAUAUCUCUUUUUCAAUAUUUUUUCCCACUUUGCUCCAUCUAAUGGGAGCCUUGAAAUUUUAUUAUUUUGAUGUCAUAAUGUUCAUAAUCUUUCUUGAAUUGUAAUUGUGAAAUGUUUUUUUUUCUUUAAUGGUUAUUAGAGUGUCUAGUAGGAUAAAAUGAAAGGGUCUAU
Arabidopsis arenosa is the source of this 1682-nucleotide messenger RNA. The record is from the annotation of a GenBank genome assembly. Lineage: Eukaryota; Viridiplantae; Streptophyta; Magnoliopsida; Brassicales; Brassicaceae.